Molecule: messenger RNA, 1218 nt
Organism: Acanthamoeba castellanii str. Neff
Lineage: Eukaryota; Discosea; Longamoebia; Acanthamoebidae
Exons: 9
Coding region: 1-1218 (405 amino acids)
Source: RefSeq, a predicted model, not a curated record
AUGUGUCUUCCACUUCAGAAUUACUUCACAAGUGUGGCAGAGGUGGAGAAGAACAAGGCAAAACUGACUGAAUUGCAGACCAUACCUGAGACUCAAGAGCAAGAAGCUGAAAAAAAUAGCACCACUGGAGCCAGCUCCACCACAGAGAUGUCACAAGAUUUGCUCAGAGCACCAGAGAACAAGGUCUCAGAAGACAACAUUCACAUCCUCAUGUGGGGCUGGAACCACAUGCACAACGAGGCUGACAAGGAUGAGUGGGAGGACUUCUUCCAGUACCAUGACACCCUAUGCACUGACAAGUUCUGGACCACUACUCAAGGCGAGCAAGCCAUUGACUGGAAGAAGCUCAUCAGCUCAAUGCCUGAGGCUAAGAAGCUCAACAAGGCAGAACAGAGGAAGCUACAAGAAAAUCUGCACAACUAUACUGGCAUCAUGAAGAAGUUCCUCAAUGUCAACAGUUGGCCCAAGAGUGCUGCCUACCUUGAGAAUUUGUAUGCUGAAUCCAAAGAACCCAUGCCAAUCACACCCCUCUAUCUUUGCAAUCACUUGAUUUCUGAUCCAAUUCUGCUUCAUGUCCUCAAGCACAUCUCAACUGAACAGCACAAGCAGAUCCAAGCAGGCAACAAGUACAAGAUCAGCAAGAAUGCCUUCAAGGAGCUCCUCAUUGCCUGCCAGAGAUGUGUUGAGUUCCUGAGCAAGGCAAGAAAGGUGGCUACACACCUCAUGGAUAGGGACUUCAUCCACCUCAAGAACAAGGUGGCUACUGGAGAGUGGGAGCAACUUCUUCUGAUCCUCAGCAAUCCACACAUCAAAAUUGAAGACAUUAUCCAAGAGUUGCAAGAGAGGAUUCAAAAGGAGAAAGAGGAGAAGGAAAAAGCUGAAGAAAAGGAGAAACAUAAAGCAAAAGACUGCUUUGCUGCUGUCCUGACAACCAAUGUGCUGGAAAUGGCGGCUCUUCUCAACCUCCUUGCCAAGGAGAAUAGCCCCUGGCAGCUUCUGCAUCUCAUCUCAGGGAGCAUCCCCAACAUCCACUCCAAGAGUGCCAGAGGGGUCCAACACAAUGGAUAUCACCAUCCCAAGCUCAUGGCCUACAAGAAGCCCUCCCUCAUCAAGAGGUGGAACCCAAAGUGGGUCCACAUUGCUCCUCAAGUGCAUCAACUGAGUCAUGUCUUCUAUCAGCUUGUCCUCACUGCCUACACCUCCAGCACCAAAGCAUGA